AUGUCUGGCUCCGCAGGCACCCAGACCCAGUCACUACCACCGCCCGCCCUGCCGAAGAUUGUCGCGGAGCAGGCCCAUCCGAUCCCGUCAAGCGACAAGGACACGAAGCGUCUGAUCGUCGUCCUUUCGAAUGCUAGCCUCGAGACGUACAAAGCUUCCCAUGGCGCGCCAGCUAGGAACGGCAAGCCGGAGACAGCCAAAUACUCACUGCUCAACAGCGACGAGCAUAUCGGCGUGAUGCGGAAGAUGAAUCGAGACAUUAGCGAUGCACGCCCCGACAUCACCCACCAGUGCCUGCUUACCUUGCUCGACUCGCCAGUCAAUAAGGCCGGCAAGCUGCAGAUAUAUAUCCACACCGCCAAGGGAGUUCUUAUCGAAGUAAGCCCAACCGUGCGCAUCCCGCGGACAUUCAAGCGCUUUGCUGGUCUUAUGGUGCAGUUGCUGCAUAACUUGUCGAUCCGCUCAACAACGUCACCGGAGAAGCUUCUUAAGGUCAUCCGCAACCCCAUUACGGAUCAUCUGCCUCCCAACUGCCGCAAGGUUACGCUCUCCUUCGAUGCACCAGUCGUCCGUGUGCGCGACUACAUUGCAGACCUUGGUCCCAAAGAAAGUGUGUGCGUGUUCGUGGGCGCUAUGGCAAAAGGUGCAGACACCUUCGCGGACCAGUUCAAGGACGAUUCUAUCAGUAUCAGCAACUACAGCCUGAGUGCGAGCGUGGCCUGCGCCAAAUUCUGUCACGCUGCAGAGGAUGUGUGGGACAUCAUCUAG
This is a messenger RNA of Baudoinia panamericana UAMH 10762, 768 nucleotides long. RefSeq lists its product as uncharacterized. Gene Ontology annotation, molecular function: rRNA binding; rRNA (pseudouridine) methyltransferase activity. NCBI's taxonomy places the organism in Eukaryota, Fungi, Ascomycota, Dothideomycetes, Mycosphaerellales, Teratosphaeriaceae. Gene Ontology annotation, biological process: rRNA base methylation. Gene Ontology annotation, cellular component: small-subunit processome; nucleolus. The transcript has a single exon. The coding region runs from base 1 to 768 and encodes 255 amino acids. The record is from RefSeq and is a predicted model, not a curated record.